This is a messenger RNA of Plasmodium coatneyi, 3813 nucleotides long. RefSeq lists its product as uncharacterized. The coding region runs from base 1 to 3813 and encodes 1270 amino acids. The record is from RefSeq and is a predicted model, not a curated record. The transcript has a single exon. NCBI's taxonomy places the organism in Eukaryota, Apicomplexa, Aconoidasida, Haemosporida, Plasmodiidae.
AUGGCGUACCACCUCUUCAAAAGGCUACAGAAAGCCAGCGCGUCCAAAGAGAGCAAACCGAAAAAUGAAAACAGGACGGAGGACAUAGAGAGGUGGUUGAAGGAUAUUCACGACGUGGUGGAUAAGGACAUCGUCCAGGAUGAAAACAACGAAAGGGACGAUGACGCCAUCUCCCUGAGUGACUACCUCUCUGUGAUUAAUCAAGUUGUGAAAUACACCGAGAAUGCCAAAAGUGGCAGGAACUCCAAGGGGGAAAUAAUAAGUGGGAGAAGCACCACGAAUGAAAAGAAGGAGCAGAGCGAUAAAAUAAACGACGUGGACUUGGAGGAUGAACAGGUGGCCACGUUGCGUAUCAAGAACUUUUGCAAACUCAUGGGCGUAAUUAGUGUGUUUGAAAAGUUAAAAAGCGGGCAUGCUACUACAUCAACCGUGGGGAAAGCAAAUGAGAACGUAAACGCUAAUGCAAGUGGCGCCACGGAUAAAGAGGACGGCCCCCGCGGGGCAGAAGCCAGAAGACGCAAAGUGGACCUGCUGCAGCAAAAUGGCGUGUGGACCUUGUUAGAAGAAAUCAUCUUGAACAGCGCAGAAUAUCUGAACAAAAUUAUUUCCCUAGAUAAAGACAUGUUCCAAAAGAAGAGUGUAAAAAUAAAUUGCAACAAAUUGAAAAGGUACAUAAAUUACCUGAACGUAUUUUUUGAGGAGACCAACAAAUGUCAGUUGCUUUUUAGGGUUCUACACUUCCAGUUGGAGAGCUCAACAUUUAUUACCUACGAGUUGGUCCUCCUUUUGCAAAAACUCUACAUCUAUGACAAUGUAAAUUUUUAUUUUUACGUGCAUCAUAAUAUUGCCUUUUCGAAUGAUGUCUCAUCCCCGUACUACUACAAUUUGUACGCAUUGAGGUGCUUCCAAAUUUUGUUCCACGAUAGACAUUCGAAUAAAAAUGGGGUGCAUUUGCAGGGACAGCAGAAGGUUGCCCAAAGAAUUUACGAACAGUAUAAACGGGUCAUCCACAAUUUGAGAAAAGGGAAGUUCUUCUACCCUCAUUUGAUUAGCUACCCCUUUAAUUGUUCAGAAGACAAACUAUCAUAUAAAAAAAAAAAUGAGCAUUACUACAUUAACGAGAAGGACGAAUUUUGCUCCAUCAAAAGUGGAAAAAAAUUCGCGUCUGCAUUAUUCCUCCAUGAGGAAGACGCAGAGGUUAAGAGACUUUUAAAAAAGUUACACCAUGCGCAGAGGUGGGGUGAAUUGCAGGAUCAAUAUGAUUCAUGUGCAACCUACUCAGCAUCCUCUAAUGAACAAAGCACAAGCGAUAAUGCACUACAGGGACAGUCGGGUCGAAUGUUCAAAGAGAGGGGAGGACUUGCCAAGUCGGAUGGGGCAUCUUCCUCAGCUCGACUUCCAUCAUCUUGCAGUUCAGCUCUUCACGAGGCCACCAACCGAGGAAAGCAGAACAACAGCAAUGAAAACGAUCAGAAGGGAGAAACUCCAAAUGGAAACCUACCCCCUCAAAGCAGCAGUGAUGAAGAUAGUCAGAAUGAGGAAAGCUGUUCCUAUUUCAGCUCCGACAUUUCGAAUGACUUCAUAACGGUGAAUGAAGAGAUCGACGAAGAGAAUAAAAAAAAAAAAAAAAAAAUUCCAUUUUGUGAAGAAAAUAUAUGUCUAAUAAUGCACCGACAGGGGAAGAUCCAAAAUGUGAGAAGUACAAUCGAUAAGCUAAUACUCAGCAAAGAUCAUUUCCUGUCCAAAUUGCUGGCCAUAAUAGACUCUAAUGAGGACGCCUACCUUAUAAAUGAAGUCAUUCUACUGCUACUGUUGGUUGCCGAGUACAACGCGGAGGUUAGAAAUAUCAUCACGUAUGAAAGAUUCAUCGAAACGGUGAUGAGAAUAAUUCAGGAUGAACAUGCCUACUUGUUUAAACCAAUUAGUGACUUGUACUUCUUGUACGAAGACGGCAACGUGGUGGUGCCGAGUAAAAAGACGAAAAUUUCUCCCCACGAUACUUCCAUUAGGGGGAAUGAAAAAAGGGAAGAAAUGAACCACACCCAUGUUGAUGCAAUCGAUAGGAUAACCCCCCAGACGGAGAAACCUCCAAACGAACAAAACGAAAUGGAGAUAUAUCUAGACAAUAUUUCCAUAAACAUAGACCUGAAGAGCAGUUUGCUCCUCCUCAAGUGUCUCAUAAUCAGCAGCGAAUUUGGCCUCAAGUACAUUUAUGAGCUGAACAUCUUCGAGCAGUUCAUCAAAUUGGUACUUAACAUGUAUAAUGUGAUCAUAUACAUUUUUAAAAAUGAUAUGAAAAAAUAUUUUUCAAAUUCCAUUUUUGUUCUUAACAUAUUUCUAGACGUUUUGGCUAGCUCAUGUAAAGUGGAGGGGGUGAAUAGCUCUACAGGUUUGUCAUGUAAAAAGUUUUUGCUCAUUUUACAGAAGGAAAAAUUUUUCGAAAGCUCUUUUUUUUUUUUUUUUAAAUUUAUGUGUAUCUAUAUGGAGAAAUAUGCCAACCGUGGUAGGAGGGCAGAUCAGCUCGGUCAUCACAAGAAUGAAAACUGUUCAAGUUAUGACGCGGGGAGUGAAGCCCCUAUAGCUGUGGAGUUCAGUCGAGAUGGUAAUGCGCCUUUACCAGGAAACAGCAAUAGCGUCAGCCACAGUGCUGCUGCAAGCGCCAGCGCAAGCAGCGUCUUCCCGAACAGCGACAGUGGGGGAGGUCAGUUGGGAAGCAACCCUGUUGGUGCCAGUAUUGGAAGCAACUUUGCGGGGAGCAGUCAGGCAGGAGGUCUCCACGUCGGUAGCAGUGGUGUGCACAGCGAAAGUGAGCAAAUCAUGGAGACCUUCAAGAAUACCCACUUUGCUGGCAUCCUCAAUAUGUGUUGCAAAUUUCUCCUCCAGGAUGAGACGCUCUGCGUAAGGGUUCUGUUCACCACGUAUACUUCUAACCGUGGUCGAGAGGAAUUAUCCCAGUUAAGGGAUAAACAGGACAAGGUUAACUCUAUCGUGGAGGCAUCGCUCCAGCAGAAGAACUACUUCCACGUAGAAGAAGUGCUAACAUACUACAUGAAACAUUUGAAGCAAAUAAAAUAUGCCGAUCUGCUGUUGAUUAUGUUUCUGUACGAUCGGAAGAAUCUUUUUUGCAACACCAUUUAUGAGUUUUUUUUAUUCCUGGGGGGGAAGUACGCUCAAGUGGGGAAAUACUUAAUGGAGUCUCUCUUAUCUCGUAGGACGGUCUUCAACUACUGCGUAAUGCACACUGUACGGCGCGUAUCGAAGUUGUUUCUUAAAUUGAAGAAGGCCUUUCAGGGGAGGAGAAAAUUGGAGAGCAAAUUAGGGGGCAAAAACAGCGACGAAUUCUUAAUUUCAGGAGGAAGUGAAAUUCCCCAAAAGGAAAAUUUUUUUUUAAAAUAUAUGAAUCUGUCGGAAUUGCUACUGAAGGUUUGUAACCUAACGAGCAGCAAUAACGCUGAUGAAGGGUUACCUUCUGUUAAUGAAUUUUUAAAGAAUGCAAAAAUUAACUUUGAACAGAUGAUGUACUACAAUGCACUGUUCACACGUGAUUACAACGGAGUGUGGAAACACCAUAUUAAGAGAACGAACGAACGUUUCAGCGAAAGCGUGUUAACGUUUAGGAUAAACUCAAUUUUAUACAGAAAAAAUGUCAAGGGAGAGAUGGAUUCGCUUAAGUUUUUACUACCCAUUUUGAGUAACAAAUGGGGAAGCAAAAAGAACAGCUGUCUGAUCUGCGUGUAUAUAGCUGUCUACCUAUUCAAGUCGAAUGAAGAAAAGGAAAAAAAAAAAAAUUGUAAAAAUUCUUAUGCAGAAUGA